AUGGGGGACAUUUUUCAUUCAAACCAUCAGAGAAGCUCCUCCAUUCUCAUCCUUUCCAGUGUGCAGGUGGCCGUUAUUGGACUAUCCGAUUCAAUAGUCUGUGCAUGGUGUGACACAAGCCUACAACAACCACCACAACCAACAACAACACUACCAACACCAAAACCUCCACCAACAACAACAAUCACAACAGUGCCAAUACCAACACCUCCACCACUACCAACACCCACAACAACACUACCAACACCAAAACCUCCACCACCACCAACAACAACAACAUUACCAACACUAACACCAGCACCUCCUCCACCACCACCACCAACAACAACAACCACAACAAUAUUACCAACACCAGCACCUCCACCACCACCAACAACAACAUUACCAACACUAACACCAGCACCUCCUACACCACCAACACCACUAACCACAACACGGCCAACACCAACACCUCCUCCACCACCCACCACCAUCCCCAACAACACUACCAACACCAACACCUCCACCAACAACAGCAACACUCACAACAACAACACUACCAACACCUCCACCACCACCAACAACAACAACAACAUUACCAACACCAAUACCUCUACCACUAUUACCACCACCAACACCCACAAACACACACUAAAAUAA
Messenger RNA from Chionomys nivalis (European snow vole), 639 nucleotides. RefSeq lists its product as uncharacterized. NCBI's taxonomy places the organism in Eukaryota, Metazoa, Chordata, Mammalia, Rodentia, Cricetidae. The coding region runs from base 1 to 639 and encodes 212 amino acids. The transcript is spliced from 2 exons. The record is from RefSeq and is a predicted model, not a curated record.